Mesitornis unicolor (brown roatelo) is the source of this 1084-nucleotide messenger RNA. It is a transcript of the gene DIAPH3, whose product is annotated as diaphanous-related formin 3. The record is from RefSeq and is a predicted model, not a curated record. Gene Ontology annotation, biological process: actin filament polymerization. The transcript is spliced from 8 exons. The annotation marks the transcript as partial. Gene Ontology annotation, cellular component: actin filament; cytoplasm. Gene Ontology annotation, molecular function: microtubule binding; actin binding. NCBI's taxonomy places the organism in Eukaryota, Metazoa, Chordata, Aves, Mesitornithiformes, Mesitornithidae.
GUAGCUUGCAUGCAGCUCAUCAAUGCUCUUGUUACAUCUCCUGAUGAUUUGGAUUUUAGGCUUCACAUCAGAAAUGAAUUUAUGCGCAGUGGAUUGAAAGAGAUAUUGCCACAAUUGAAAUGUAUAAAGAAUGAAGCACUAGAUAUUCAGCUCAAAGUGUUCAAUGAGCAUAAGGAAGAAGACAUGAUCGAGUUCUCUCAUCGUUUAGAAGAUAUUAGAUCUGAACUAGAUGAAGUAAAUGAUGUUUACAACAUGGUGUGGAAUACAGUUAAGGACACUAGCGCUGAAGGAUAUUUUCUUUCUAUUCUCCAACACCUUUUGCUGAUAAGAAAUGACUAUUUUAUACGUCCACAGUAUUUCAAAUUAAUUGAAGAGUGUGUGUCACAGAUAGUGUUACAUCGAAGUGGAACAGACCCAGAUUUCACGUAUCGUAAAAGAUUAGAUGUAGAUUUCAGCCAUUUAGUGGACAUUUGUGUAGAUAAAGCAAGAUUAGAAGAAUGUGAAGAGAGGGCUUCUGAACUUUCCAGAAAAUUUGAAAAAGAUUUUGUAGUUCAUCAGGAGACCCAGGCCCUGCUGCAAAAAAAAGAGGAAAGAAUCAAUGAACUUGAAGCAGAAUUACAAGUUUUUAAAUCACAGUAUGGCUCCUUGCCACCUGGUUUUCUGCCAUCAACAACUGGAAAUGCAUGUGUCGUUCAACCAGAAGCUGCAGGACCACAUCAACUGCCUCCUCCUCCACCGCUGCCUUUGAAUGGAGCAAUUCCACCACCACCACCACCUCCCCCUCCUCCUCCUCCACUUUUGAAUGGCUUGGGAAUUCCUCUGGCUUUUGGUGGUGCUCCUCCACCACCGCCUCUACCAGGUGUGCCUGGAGCACAGUGGUCUCCACCUUCAUGUACUUUGCCAUUUGGAAUGAAGCCUAAAAAAGAGUUCAGACCUGAGGUUACUAUGAAAAGACUCAACUGGUCCAAGAUCAGGCCUCAGGAAAUGACAGAAUCCUGUUUUUGGGUUAAGGCGGAAGAGGACAAGUAUGAGAAUGCUGAUAUGCUUUGCAAAUUAGAACUUACCUUUUGUUGUCAAAAAAGGG